Mya arenaria is the source of this 16745-nucleotide messenger RNA. RefSeq names its product dynein axonemal heavy chain 6-like. The record is from RefSeq and is a predicted model, not a curated record. Lineage: Eukaryota; Metazoa; Mollusca; Bivalvia; Myida; Myidae. Bases 97 to 15486 code for a protein of 5129 amino acids. The transcript has 100 exons. Gene Ontology annotation, molecular function: ATP binding; minus-end-directed microtubule motor activity; dynein light intermediate chain binding. Gene Ontology annotation, cellular component: dynein complex. Gene Ontology annotation, biological process: microtubule-based movement.
GAUAACAACACAAAAUAAUGUUUCUUCCACAUUUAAUUUGAAUUUGCGUUUACCUAUUUGUCUUUGACUGUAAAGACAGUCAACUUACUGAGCACGAUGUCUCGUGCAGGGUCAGCAGCCAGCUUUGCCAGUCAAUCUCAGUACUCGGAGUCGACAGUGCUGAACCAAGACUUGGGCGAACCUGACCUCUUUGUGCCAGAGGACACACUUAAAAAUAGACCUUACCCAUCAAAGGCUGUAAGUUUCGGAGGAGUAGGCAUGGAAAAGUCUCGGACAAUAGAGGAGAUGACUGUUAAGCAUGUGAAUGGUGACCCUCGUAGUAAGGCCGAGAUGCUAAUGUCCCGGCUUGUUGAUCGCCCUGCAAACUCCCAGGUGCUGAGAAUGGUGAACAUACAGAGCAAGCGUGAGACUCGAGGGACUGGACACAUGGCCACAAUGAAAAAGAGCUCCAGUCAGCCAACCACUCCCUCACAAGACCAGUCUGUGCUGGCUCCACGCCCUCCAAGUGGAAAAGGGCAGCCGACCCUUGGCCCGAGUUUCCGCACAACCAUGUUUAAAAGAGACUACCAAAGACGUCAAAAUAUCAUCAAGGCAAAGCAGAAUAAAGAUGCAGAUGAUGCUCCAUUGUUAUCAGUUGAUAUGUUACAUAAGCCUCGUGUGGUUGAGCGUCCACAGACAGCAUCCUACACAACAGAGACCUCUACGGGCCAAGAAGAUGAUGUGUUUGCUGAGCUCGAGGGGCUCAUGGGGCCAGAUGUUGACGCAGAAUUUAAACCUGAGCUAGAGAGUAUAUCACCAAGCUCCAUAAAGGAUGAAAGUCCCUCGGGUGAGAAGCCAACAGAAACGUUCAGCAAGCCCCCUCCCUCCCCCACGCCUUCAACUACCCUACCAGUCUCACCCGAGAACAAACCCCCACCAGAAGAUGGCCGUCUAUCAUACGAUGACAUGAUACAGGAGACAGGAGAAAUCCCAAUUAUCGCCCAGAGAUCUAGGCCUGGUUCAGGGUCCUCAGCAGGCCAAAGGUCAAGGCCAGCCUCAGGGACAAGACCCAAGUCUGUUUCCACAAAGAAGGACACUUCGAAAGUUCUUUCUUAUAUGAAGAAGAAUAUGUAUGAUGAUUCAGACAAAUAUCUGUAUCUAGUACCGGAAAAUGACGAUGUGAUGCAUCAUGUGCACGCCCUGCGGGACCGGUUGGGCUGGAAGACAGAGAUACCGAGACAUGCUCCAGGCUGCAAGGGCAAUAUGGAGAAACUCAAGGACAUUCCUAAUAACGAAAAAGAAGCUAGCAAGAUGAAGCAAGAUGACGGUGAGUUUGUCUACUGUCUGCCACGGAAACGUGUUGAUGGGCGGGCUCGUUACGACCCGUAUGACCUCCAAGUGGUCUCCCCUAACGAAUCUCGCUCCCAGAAGGUUUACUGGACUGUCAGUGCUUCUUUCGUUACCAGGGUGGUACAGGACAGCACGGGCGUGGAGGGAGAGUCUCAUAACACCCCCAUUCUGUGGUGGCUCUGGGAACGACGCCUCUUCUACUCCAUCUUUGAACUCCCUGUCUUCAUCAAGUUCCGCAAGUGGAAGACCUUCAAGAUGUGGAAGAAGGCUAUCAGGCUGCAGAAGAGUAAUAAAAGCCAGGGGAUUUUGUACAAGAGCCUGUUCGUGGCUAACGAGGUGCUGCAGGGGUGCCUGAUCCACAUCCGGUCAUUGUGCGAGGCCGCAUCAGGGAGCCUGACAGGGGAGGGGUGGGGUGAGAGUGCCAUCAGCCUAAUAAAGCUGGACAAGUCUCUCACCCUCACGCUUGAAGAGUUUAUGGACGUCCAACGGGAGCAGAACCGUUUGGCCUGGGAGCAGCUCAAUGAUCUCCGUACCAAGAUCAUUGACAUCGCAUGGGAAUCAUGCGCUACUGUUGCUGAGAUGGAAGGUAUCACCCACGGUGUCCGCCCUGGCAGCCCGCGUAAGGUGAAAAUCAAGGUGCCAGUGGAGGAUGUGAAACCGGAGCUGAACACCAAGACUCUCCGCAUACAGGCAAAACACGGCAUUAAGCCGCUCGCUGAGAAGAAAAAAGAUGAGAAGAAAAGUGACAAGCCCACGUACGCCCAGAUUGCAGACUGGCGGAAGAUUUUGCAGCGCCUGGCCUCAUUCCUACGCUCCAUUGAUUACCUUGUGCUUGAGAUGUUACGACGACUGGUUAUUACGGCAACGAGACAACUCUUGGAGCACCUCGUCGCAUCGUACAACGUUACUGAGGAGGAAGAAGAGAAGCGUCAGCUUAUUCUUGAGUCUAGGAAGGAAUACGCGAAAGCAAAGAAAAUGGGAAAUGAUGAUUUGGAAUCAUUAGCCGACUCAGAAAGUUCCAUGACAACAGGAACUACAAUAAGGUCAAGGCCCCUGUCCAGAGCGAGUUCUGGGUCAUUUAGGGGGCCGCGCACCACACAGGCAGUCACUGCAUCAGGAUACGUUAUACCCAAGUUUGACUUUGAAAUGCACGAGAUCUAUGAGGGACCGCCAGAUGUUGAUGAGGUGCUGGAGGAAAUUCGACAGGCAGACGUCGUGGAGGAGUUCUCUGCCCCCGUAUUUAGCCUGCAGCUGGUGCUGUCUGUACCUCAUGCUGCACGCCCCACCCAAACCAACAACAACGCUGACUUCUUGAAGACAGCUGCCUCACAGUCGCCGUUACUGAAACACAAGCUCCUUGAUGGUCAUUCACACAAGAAGUCGGUCAAAUUUGAGCAGGAUCAGUCAGAAUACCACAUUCUAGAUGUAGAUUCCGUUGAUGGUGAAACUGACGCCAACUGUCACAGUGAGUCCGAGUACGAGAGUGAGUAUAGUGGAGGAGAGUCUGAGGGGGAGGGGACGUCACACUCGGAGGAUGAACAUGCCAGUGGGGAUGACCUUGCAUACCCUGAAGAGAAAAGACGUAUAACAGGGAAGACGAGUGUGAAUCUGUCACCCAACGAGUACGAGGUGAAGAUGGGCAUCAAGCACGUCAUCUCCAUGUUCGAGGCAACCAUCGCCAAGUUUGUAUCCAUGACACGGGAGCCACGUCUAGCGGUGUUCUGUAGUCCGCCCAUGUUUGACCUUAAGCUGAACUUUGAUGAGGAGGAGGAAGAGGAGAGGAAGGAGCUAGUGCCUCCCUGGCCCGACCUUGACUUCAUGUUCUCUGAUGACCGUGAAUAUCAGGGCCUCCUUGAGGAAAUCAACACAUACAUUAAGAUGGAGAUGGACCUCGUGAAGCAGCAUGCCACUAACUUUGACAACUUCUGUGUUAUGGUGGAGAAGUGUCUCCGUUUGAACAUUGAGGAGUCGAUGUCCCGUCGUCAGUGGUCCACAGACGAGUUUAGCACAGUGCUUGCAGCACACACAGAAAUGAUCCGGAGUAUGAAGCGUAUGAUACUGAUGCGGCGCAUCGCAAUGAUCCAGGUAUACAGCAAGAACUUCCGAGACUCAUGCCUGCCCUUCUCAGAGAAUCUCGUCAACAAAGUGAGCAAGGCCCUUCCUCUGAUUGCCAUCAAGAGGAACGAGGAUUUGCUCACAAUCAUCAAGGGAGCCUCCAAGAAGCUUGACCACUUCCCGCGAUCAGUCGAAGAGUUUGUGGAGCACUUAUCCUUCCUUGGCAAGAUGUCAUCAGAGUUGCCUGCCCUUGAGCGAGAGUUUGAGAUUGUGAAUAAGCUGUUUACGAUCGCCAAGAGUUAUAAUGUCCAGGUGACAGAUGAGGAGUUGGCCCUUUACCAGACACUGGGGCCGGACUUUAUCACCCUCAAGAACAUCAUCUUGUACUGUGAUGCGAAGAAGGAUGAGAAUAUCCGCAAGUUCAGCCACGACCUUGACACCCUCAUCUACAAGAUACGCAACAAACUCAUGGACCUGAAGAAUCAGGUUCGAGACCCGGACCUUCUGCACACUGACACAAACGCAGCAGGUGCGCUGGAGACGUUAAAGUUCUUACAAGAGGAGGUACAGACUCUCUCUGUGAAGGCACGUAGCUACGCCAGCUACCAGGAACGCUUCGGUAGCUCCCUCUCCCACUCCAAGAGCAGGCUUAUUGGAGAGGAGUACAUGUACAUGGGCACGACAAAACGUGAUGACGCGAGCGCUCAGGAGAUCCAGGCAGAGCUAUCAGAGGUGGAGCGAGACCUCACGUUGCGACGUCUACUCUGGCAGUCACAAGAAGAGUGGUCAAAACUGGUGGAAGAGUGGACCGCCACGUCUUUCGAUGCCUUGCCUGUUGAGACUCUUCAGAAAAACGUCAACAGAUACUCACAGACCAUUUUUAUGCUUGAGAAAGGCCUGCCCCACAACGAGGUUGUCCCACGCCUCAAGGAGAAAGUGAUGGACUUUAAGGUCGGAAUGCCGGUCAUCACAAGCCUGCGUAACCAGUUCUUGCGACCUCGACACUGGCAGCAGAUUGAGAGGCUCAUUGGCAAAACCAUCGGCAAGGACAAGUCAUUUACCCUCGGCAGUCUCCUGGAAAUGAAUAUUUUCAAGCACAAAGAGAAGAUACAGGACAUCUCCACCACGGCCAGCAACGAGGCAACUCUUGAAAAUAUGCUGCAAAAGAUAGUUGAUAUCUGGAAGAACACUGACUUCCGGUACCUCGCCCACCCUGGUAGGGACACGUUUAUUAUCUCCGGCGCUGACGACAUCAUGGUACAGUUAGAGGAGAGUCAGGUCACCAUAGGAACCAUCCGUGGCUCGCGAUAUGUCGGACCAAUCAAGGCAACUGUUGAGGAAUGGGAACGUAAACUGAACAUCUUCGCCAAGACCCUGGAGGAGUGGAUGGCUUGUCAACGGAACUGGCUUUACCUAGAACAGAUCUUCUCAACUCCCGAUAUACAGAAACAAUUGAAGCCCGAGUAUCAGAUGUUUACCCAAGUUGACAAAUCGUGGAAGGACAUAAUGCGACAGGUCCAGGAUCGACCCAACGCCAUGAAGUGUGCGACCCAGACGGGGAUGCUUGAGACCCUGCAGGCGUGUAAUACUUCGCUCGAGAAGAUACAGAAAUGUCUCGAGGAGUAUCUGGACUCCAAGCGUCUGUCAUUCCCGCGGUUCUACUUCCUGUCCAACGACGAACUGCUUGAAAUCCUAGGACAAUCCAAGGAGCCCAAUGCAGUACAGCCCCAUCUGGGAAAAUGCUUUGGCAACAUCAAGUCAUUGGACAUUAAGACCAUUCCGCGUCACCCACCUGCGGUGCACUCGAUGAUCUCUGCUGAGGGCGAGGUCGUACACAUGACACGCAGUGUGAGAGCGAAGGGGGCAGUGGAAAUGUGGCUCAGUAACGUCGAGGCACACAUGUUCGAAACUGUUAAGAGGCAUCUAAAGCUGGGUCUGGCUGACUGGCUUGGUAUCUCUCUACAGGAAUGGGUGCUCAAACAUCCAGGACAGGUGGUCCUGACCGUGGCCCAGAUAAUGUUCAACAAGGACAUAGUGCGUUGUUUCGAGAGCGGUGACCCACGAGCAUGCCUGGUUGAGACAUUUGAGCGUAUGGUGGCAUCAUUGGGUCAGCUUGCAGGGCUCGUGUCCUCCAACAUACUCCCCCACCAGACCAUGUGUAUCGAGGCACUGCUUACUAUAGAUGUACACAGCAGAGAUAUCAUCUCCACGCUGAUCAAUGAGAACGUCACGGAGAGAGAGGACUUUGAGUGGUCCAAACAAAUUCGCUACGAGUGGGACGAGACCACAAACAACUGCCUGGUGUACCAGAGUAACGCGUCAUUCCUGUAUGGCUACGAGUACCUGGGCUGCUCCUCCCGCCUUGUUAUCACGCCCUUGACUGACCGCUGCUAUCUCACGCUGACUGGUGCCCUGCAUCUUCACCUUGGGGGCUCACCGGCUGGACCUGCGGGUACCGGCAAGACUGAGACCGUCAAGGAUUUGGCUAAGGCUAUGGGCAAGCAGUGUGUGGUGUUUAACUGCUCAGAAGGCCUCGACUACAAGAUGUUGGGCAAGUUCUUCUCUGGUCUCUCACAGUCCGGAUCCUGGUGCUGCUUUGAUGAAUUCAACAGAAUUGACCUGGAGGUGUUGUCAGUGGUGGCCCAGCAGAUCCUCACAAUCAAGACGGCGAAGGAUGCAGGUGCCCUUAGAUUUCUGUUUGAGGGAAAAGAAAUCAAACUGAACCCGACAUGUGGAUACUUCAUCACCAUGAACCCCACGUAUGCUGGACGUGUAGAAUUACCAGACAACCUGAAGUCCCUGUUCCGUCCCGUGGCCAUGAUGGUGCCAGACUACUCCCAGAUCGCCGAGAUCAUGCUCUUCUCAGAGGGAUUCCAGGAUGCAAAGUCCCUGUCAGGGAAGAUCGUGAACCUGUACCAGCUAGCCAGUCGACAGCUGUCCCAGCAGGACCACUACGACUUCGGCAUGCGGGCCAUCAAGUCUGUCCUCGUAAUGGCCGGACAUGGCAGGCUCCACGCACAGCAAAAGAACUGGAGUCAUCAACAGAAAGUAGCGGACAGGAUGAACGUGACGCUGACAGAAAAAGAAGAGGCAUAUAUCCUCAUUCAUUCACUGCGGGACGCCAAUCUCCCCAAAUUCCUUGCCGAGGAUGUGCCGCUAUUUGAUAACAUCCUGGCUGAUCUGUUCCCAGGAAUUACUCCCCCUGAGCCUGACCAUGGCAUAUUGGAGAAAGCCAUCUCGAUGUCUACCCGUGAUCAAGGCCUGCAGGUGUGGCCCCAUCAGGUGGAGAAAGUUAAGCAGCUCUACAACCAGAUCCUUGUGCGGCACGGGGUCAUGUUGGUCGGCCCCACCGGUGGGGGAAAAACCACUGUCAGGUCCAUCCUGCAGAAAGCUCUAGUGUUGUUGCCCACUAUACAGCCCCAGGAGGACACACAGGACACACAAGAUGGGAAGAAAGCUAUCACCUAUGUGCACAACCGAGCUAAGAAGGGCCACUGUGAUGUUUUCACUGUAAAUCCCAAAUGUGUUAAGCUGGGAGAGCUAUAUGGUGAGACUGACCCCAACACUUUUGACUGGACGGACGGUCUUAUUGCCAUGGCGGUACGCAGGUUCACAAAGGAGCUGACCAAGAUGGACCUUCCCGGAGAUGGGAGACCAGGCACUGGCAUGUCUGAUAUCACCCCGCGGGAUAAGAGUAAGCGCAAGGUCGUACAGACUGUGCGUGUGUGGAAUCCAGCAACGGGGGUAACGAGUGAUGUGACGACGGAUGUUGAUGGGAACCCGGAUCGUGAACAUGGUAGCGGGGUGCUGACCGACUGGCGAUGGCUGAUACUAGACGGGCCUGUAGACACACUGUGGGUGGAGAACCUUAAUACUGUACUGGACGACUCAAAGGUCCUGUGUCUGCCAAGUGGAGAGCGUAUCAGCCUGGCACCGGGUAUGAGGCUUAUCUUCGAGGUGGAUAAUCUUUCCCAAGCCAGCCCGGCCACUGUCAGCAGGUGUGCCAUGGUCUACAUGGACCCAGUGGACCUUGGCUGGAGGCCCUUUGUGAAGACAUGGAUCCAGAGGCUACCGAGAGAAAUGCCCGACUCUGGGAAACGCCACCUACAGGCAUUGUUUGACUACAGCCUUGACAAGGGCCUGCGCUUCUUCCACAAGUACCACAAGUUCCAGUGUGUUCCAGCCCCUGAGAUGAGCCUUGUAUCAUGUCUGUGUCACAUACUGACUGCAUUCUUUGACUUUAUGGGCAAGAAUGGCGGAUUUGGAAGUCCAGAUAAAGUGAACAAAGAAGACAAGGAGGAGAGUCACACAGAUGUCUCUGACCAGCGUAAUGACAGUCGAACCUCAAGUCGAAAUUCUGGACGCACUUCACGCUCUAAGGGACGUCGUCGCGUUGGGAAACGAACCUCAAAGAAAAAAGAUGAGAUGGAUCCUAUACAGGAGACAUCAGCACAGGCUGUGGCCAAAACUGCCAGGAGUAGUAAACGAUCAAUAAAAAGUUCCACAAGUGAGGAGACCAUUUAUGUGGAAAUGAAAAAGAUGGAGAGUGUUGCUGGGGUCAAGCAGUUCUACCUUCUGAAGAACCCAGGCCAGCUCCUGAACAUUCUUGGCAAGCUGUACGUGUUCGCGUACACUUGGAGCGUUGGUGGCAAUUUCCGCCGACAGGAGGACUUGGACGAGGAUGAUAUGGGGAGCCGACGGGGCCAGGAGCGUAAGGAGACUGAAGUCAACAUCUGUAACGAGUUUGACAACUUCAUGCGCGAAAUAUUUGAGGUGGAACCUCCACUAGGUGUACGUCUACCAACAGGGAACCGGACAAUUUACAGCUACUUCAUUGACAUGGAGUCAGGCAAUUUUGUACCCUGGGACGCCCUUGUUCCUUCCACAAAAUCUCUCAUUGAGAAAGGGGCCAUCAUCACCAUUGGUGAGACAAUGGGUGUGUCUAUGGACCAGAAGAAAGCUGGCAGUGAGGAACAGGACAUUGUGCCAACAGUGGAUGUUAUACGCUUUUCCUUCCUGUCCAGUCUGCUGCUUCUCAACAAACAUCCUGUACUCAUCACAGGAGAGUCAGGUGUGGGUAAAUCAGCUGUGAUCAACUACACCAUGAAGAAGCUGAGUAAGGAAGGAGGCACCACCAUGAACAGUGGAACAAUCCUGGGAUCUAUUUUUAACUACUCUGACAAAGGGACAUCACUCUUGGAGAACAUCAGCAGCCUGACAAAAUGGGGACAGGAGGAGGAAGACAAGGUGGGUAUGGACAUUUUACUUGGAUCCAAGCCCAGGACACAGACUGGAGUGAUUAGCUCGAUGAUCCAGUUUUCUGCACAGACGACCUCUGCCAGACUGCAGGCUCAAAUCAAACACAACCUGAUACAGAAGGGCAGGAACACCCUGGGGGCUCCAAAAGGGAGAAAGGUGCUAUUGUUUGUGGAUGACCUGAACAUGCCUGCCCCAGAGCAGUUUGGAGCCCAGCCGCCUCUUGAACUUCUCCGACAGUUCCUAGAGCUCAGUGGCUUUUACCAUACUGAGAAAAAUGCUUGGAAGGACAUCAUGGAUGUGACAGUUGUAGCUGCCUGCGGUCCCCCAGGGGGAGGCAGAAACCCUGUCAGCCCUAGACUCCUCAAAAACUUCUGCAUGUUGGCAUUCCCCCAGCCAUCAACCCGCUCCCUACAGCACAUCUACCAGGUUCAGCUUGGCCGAUUCCUACAGGAUGGAGAUUUUUCCUCCGAAGUUACUGAGUGCUUGUCUCCGCUUGUGAAUGUUUCCAUCUCGCUGUACUACUGUAUGUGUUGCAACAUGCUCCCCACACCAGCCAAGUCACACUAUACAUUCAACAUCAGGGAUCUGUCAAAGGUAAUCCAAGGAAUGCUGCAGGCUCAUAACUCUGUGGUUGUCAGUCGGGACAGCGCGGCUCAGUUGUUUGCCCAUGAGGCGACCCGAGUGUUCCACGACCGGCUCAUUUCGAGCGAGGAUCGAAAUCUCUUCUACCAGUUCCUGUCGGAUAACCUCCAUGACUACUUCAAGGUUAAAUGGUCAGCCGAACAACUACAGGAGGAGCAUAUGAUAUUUGGGGAUUUCUUCGACCUUGAUGACACGUCACAUGGGCGUGUGUAUCGACCAAUCACAGACCAGAACAAGAUAAGACAGACACUGGAGGAGUUCUACAUGCGCAUGAACUUUGGCAACACCAAGAAAGUCGAAUAUGAAAAUACUGAAGGGGCGUCACAAAUGGUGUUCUUCCGAGAUGCGGUGGACCACAUUUGCCGUGCGGCCAGAAUCUUCAGUCAGCCUGGCGGACACAUGCUUCUGGUCGGUCUGGAUGGUUGCGGGAAGUCCACAGUUGCCCACCUGGCGAGCUUCAUAGCAGGCUGUGAGCUCUUCAAACUCACCCUACAGCGGGGCUACGGAAUGCUAGAAUUUAGAGACGACCUGAAGAAAGUGUUCCUCCAAGCCGGGGUCAAGGGGGAGAAGAUUGUCUUCCUACUAACGGAUGCUGACAUUGUCAAGGAGAGUUUUCUGGAGGACAUCAACUGUAUUCUGAACUCUGGUGAAGUCCCUGAUCUGUUUGAUCAUGAGGAAAUAGACGGUAUUGCAAUGGAUCUGAAACAAGCCGCGAACCAGGCGGACAUUCCUGACACACGCCAGGGCGUGUACAACUUCUUCAUCACUCGAGUGCGGCAGAAUCUUCAUGUCGUAUUGGCACUAAGUCCAGCAGGAGGGAGGUUCCGACAAAGGUGCCGGAUGAAUCCUGCGCUCAUCAACUGUUGUACGAUCGACUGGUACGACGAGUGGGAUGAUGAGGCCAUGUUGUCCGUGGCCGAGGUCUUCUUUGAGAAUACAGAGUUUAUUGCCGACAAGGAUAUUGAUAUACAGGAACUGAAGAAGAAGGUGGCAUCCAUGUGUGUGGACAUCCACAAGGCUAUUGGGCGUAUGGCUGUUACAUACUGGGAGGAGAUGAGACGACACUACUACUCCACCCCAUCUAGUUACAUGGAACUUAUACGUCUUUACUCCAAACUGCUGCGGGAGAAUAAAAAUGAAUUUAUGGAAAACAAGAAUCGUCUGUUGGUGGGCCUAUUCAAACUAUCUGAGGCAAACUCCCUCGUAGGGACCAUGCAGCAGGAGCUUGAGGGACUGGGACCCGCCAUCCUGCAGAAACAAAAGGAUACUGAGGUGCUGCUCGUACAGCUGGAGAAGGACCGUGAGGCCGUGCAUGAGGUACAGAGCAUCGUGGAGCAUGAGGAGACCAUUAUGAAGAAGGAGACUCAGAUCGUGCAGGACUAUGCUGAUGAGUGCCAGCAAGACUUGGCCUCAGUGCUACCAGCUCUAAAGAAAGCCAUCGAAUCCUUAGAGACACUUGACAAAGCCUCCAUCUCAGAGAUUCGCGUCUACACCUCACCCCCAUAUCUUGUGGCCACCGUGCUGAACGCAGUGUGUGUGCUGUUCCAGAAGAAACCGGACUGGCCCACUGCUAAGAUGAUGCUUGGAGAUGCUAACUUUCUGAAAAAGCUGCUGCAGUUUGAUAAGAAUAGCCUGCCAGAUAAGGCAUUCCACAAGUUGCGUAAAUACACAAAGAACCCAGACUUCAACCCAGAGGCUGUUGGACGGGUAUCUGUGGCCUGUAAGUCCAUCUGUGAGUGGGUCCUCGCCCUAGAGAACUACAAUGAUGUACACAAGAUGGUUAAGCCAAAGCAGCGUCGUGUAGAGGAAGCUAAAGAGGCCCUUAAGCUGGCCCAGAAUUCCCUUGCCCAGAAACAAGCCAGUCUCGGAAAGAUCCAGGAGCAUCUUAACACAUUGACAGAAAAAUACGAGGAGAGCGUUAACCAGCGUGAAUCUCUCAAGGAACACCAGAGGACCACACAGCUACGCCUCAAGAGGGCCAGUAUUCUCAUAGCGGCCCUCGCUAAUGAAAAGGUGCGUUGGGCAGAAAGCGUGAAUGAGCUGGAUUUUAAGCUAAAAGGACUUGUAGGGGACACUCUGAUUACUGCCGCUAGCGUGUGUUACAUCGGCCCCUUCACAGCAAAAUACCGAAAGAAGCUUAUACAUCAAUGGCUGGACAGCUGUCGGGACGCAUACAUUCCCAUCAGCAAGGAUUAUGACCUCAUAAAGAAUACAGUCCAAGCACAUCAGGUGCUGGUGUGGCAGAAUGAGGGCCUGCCCCUAGACACCCACUCCACUGCCAAUGCCAUUAUGGUGAAAAAAGGCAACAAAUGGCCCCUACUCAUUGACCCCCAGGGUCAAGCAGCAAGCUGGAUUCAACAAAUGGAAGGGUCAAAGUUGAAGGUGGUGACUGCAAGUGAUCCCAACUUCAUGCGAACCCUAGAAUCAUCCAUCCGUGUCGGAGAGGCCAUGCUUUUAAAGGAUGUAUCCGAGACCCUUGACCCAGCCCUGCGGCCUGUGUUGAUGCAUGAGACAUUCAGACGAGGCGGGCUGCUUGUCAUCAAACUGGGAGACACAGAGAUAGAGUACAACCAAAACUUCAGACUGUACAUGACAACGACGAUGUCAAACCCCCACUUCCUGCCAGCGGUGUACAUCCAGGCGAACAUCAUCAACUUCACCGUCACCUUUGAGGGCCUACAGGAACAACUUCUCUCAGCAGUUGUUAAACAGGAGCGCCCCCAGCUGGAGAACCAGAGGUCAGAGUUACUGGAGAGUAUCACCAAUGACAUGCAGUUUCUACGCGAUCUGGAGGACAAGUCCCUCAGCCUCCUGCAGAAGUCAGAAGGUCAUAUUCUUGAUGACCAGGACUUGGUUGAAACUCUUCAACAGAGCAAGGGAAUGGCGGGAGAGAUAUACGACCGUAUACGCCAGUCCGAGGAAACCGAGAAACGUCUCAACCUGGCCCGACAGAGAUACUUGCCCGUUGCAACACGCGGCUCCACCCUGUAUUUCGUAUUAGCGGAUCUGUCUGGUAUCGACGUGAUGUACCAGUUUUCCCUAGACUGGUUCCAGGACAUGUUUACUGCAGCCAUAUCAGGACUCAUGUCUGUUAAGGAGCAGGCGCGUCGGCGUUCCUCAGUGAUUCACGUGGGCACACCUCGGAGAUCCUCCACAGUCCGUGGUCCAGAGGGAGUCCGGAGACCCAGUUUGGAUAAGGAAGCUCCCCACAAAGGCCUUGAUCGUCGCCCGAGUGUACAGAGACACGCGUCAGUGGUCAAGGUAGAAGAAUCGAAGGCCCCGGAAACCCCGAUUGAUCUCAAGAAACACAUGCUUGAAAUGAUCAACAGGCUGACAUUCAGCAUCUACCGUGUGGUAUCAGUGGCGCUGUUUUCUUGCCACCAGCUCACAUUCAGCACCAUGUUAGCCACAAGCAUCAUGCGUGCGAACGAUCGGUUUGAAGAUAUCUCUGGGGUCGGAACAAUCCCAACACUUGAGUGGCAGACAUUCCUGCAGGGGAACAUUCUCGCUAACAUGAUGGAUGAAAAAAUGAGGAAUGAACAUGAUGGCUUAAGCCCUAUGGAAAGACUUGAAUCUGAGGCCCAAAGUGGUGACCCUAGUUCCAAGAAGCACAAGCGCCCCCCGCGCUGGGUGUCCGAGUCCAUGUGGCUUCAAUGUCAGUACCUCGACGCCCAUAUGCCAGCGUUUGACAAGCUUUGUCGCAGCGUGAUGAGUAACCAGUCACAGUGGCACACUUUUGAGUCCGCUGACAGCCCCUAUGACCUGAUGAGCAGACCUUUCAUACCGGCAGAACAUGGUGCUGAAAGUUCCGAACAUGGCAUCACAAUGCCAUGGGAACAGCUGACGUUAUUCCAGCGCCUCAUUCUCAUCAAGGUUCUGCGGCCCGAUGAGUUGACAGCUUCAUGCAGCCAGUUUGUGCGUGACACCAUCGGCUCCAAAUACCUUUCCUCCGGCUCGUUUGAUCUGAAGGAGAUCUACGAGGAAUCCACGGCCAAGACUCCCCUGAUAUUUAUACUCUCACCUAGUUGUGACCCAGGGUCCCAGCUGCUUAGGUUUGCCAAGGACCUGAGGGGCAGUGCUCUACACCUGGACAUGAUUUCCUUGGGGCGGGGCCAGGGACCCAAGGCCGAGGAGCUGAUUGCUAAGGCACAGAUCCUCAAGGGACGCUGGGUGUUCCUUCAGAACUGCCAUCUGGCAGCAUCCUGGAUGCCACGUCUUCAAGCACUUGUGGAAAAGAUUCAACUGGCGGAUGAUGAGGGAGGUUUCAACCGACCAAACAAUGAUGAGAUCGACCCUCAGUUCCGACUAUGGCUCAGCUCCAAGCCGGAUUCCAGCUUCCCAAUCUCCAUCCUCCAGACUGGAUUGAAGAUGACGGUUGAGCCACCACAAGGCCUGAAGUCCAACAUGUUGCGAUCGUUCGGUAGCGGGGGAACGGGCAUCAUCUCAGAACGGAACUUCGAGGAUGUCAGCAAAGGCUCGGCUUGGAAGAAACUACUGUUUGGUCUGUGUCUCUUCAAUAGUGUUAUACAUGAGAGGAAGAAAUAUGGUGCCCUCGGGUGGAACAUCGCCUACGAGUUCAAUGACUCUGACCUAGAGGUAUCAAUCCUACAGCUGGAGAUGUUACUGGGAGAACACAAGACCCUGCCGUGGGAGGCCCUCAGCUACCUGAUAGGAGGGGUCACGUACGGGGGUCGGGUAACUGAUGAGUGGGACUACCGAUGUCUCCACGCCCUUCUAGGGAGGUUCUUCUGCCCCGAGUCACUUCUACCUGAAUACACAUACUCACCAAAUAAGAUAUACCAGCCGGUACAGGAUCACAUGACGUUCAGUGAUGUAGUCUCGUAUGUGGAGUCCCUGCCAAACUACAACUCGCCGGACAUAUUCGGGAUGACAGACAAUGCAGAGAAAGCGUGUCGUGAGCUACAGGCCCACGACCUUAUGAACACGAUCAUCAGCAUCCAGCCAAGACUUUCCAAUGGGCUUAUUGGUGCGGAGAAAAGUAGUGAUGAGCUGGUUGCUGAAUUGGCAGGAGAGAUUACCCACCAGUUACCAGAGACCGUGGAGGAGAUAGCAGAGGGUGAUGUGCGCGCAAGCUCUCAGUCCUCUCCGAUGUACCAGAUACACGUGAAACACAUCCUCACGCGAGACCUUCCCGACUUCAAGGACAAGGAGAAGAAUAAUUUGCUAGCCUCAGCAGUAGAUGCGGUGAUGGGUAACUCGGCUCUGGUGACUGUGUUACGGCAGGAAAUAGACCGCUUCAACAAUCUACUCCAUGGCAUACACUCCAGCAUGCGUUCCCUUAUACUCGCUAUCAAGGGAGAAAUUAUCAUGUCCGAACCAUUGGAAGACGCGUACAAUGCCCUCUUGGCUCAAAAAGUUCCCCAGAAAUGGAAGUCCAUGUCCUAUGAAUCAUGCAAACCGCUAGGUUCCUGGGUGCAAGACCUGUACAUGAGGGUGGAGUUUUUCGCUCAGUGGGCAGAGCUGAUGCUGAACAGCGUGGAAAAACUGAUGAAACCUGUUCUCGGGGCAAAGGGUGCGGGCACAGACCUCGACCUGGUCCACAUUCCUCGCAGUCUCCCACAUGGCUACUGGCUGUCUGGGUUCUUCUUUCCACAGGGUUUCCUGACGGGUGUACUUCAGAACCAUGCUCGUAAGCUGGGUAUCUCAGUGGAUUCCCUCCAGUUCCAGUUCAGGGUCUCCAAGAAAGCUCUGGAUAACACUGAGUCACUCUCCGACCUCAAACAGGCUUUCAAUAUCAAAGACACUGCAUUUAAGGGUAACACCCCUCCAGAAGAUGGUGUACUGAUAUUCGGCCUGUACAUUGACGGGGCCCGCUGGGAUACAGAUGCAGACAGUCUCGAGGAUUCCCUCCCUGGCCAACGCUUCUCUCGCCUGCCUGAGAUACACUUUAAACCUGUACAGAAGCAAGUGAGCCGCACAGGGGGCAGUAGUCAGUCCACAGCCCCUAGCAUGGAUACCCCUGUUGACCCUACCACACCUAGUGAACCUACGACCCAGAGUCAGCCCCUGCACAUGUACGAGUGCCCCCUGUACAGGACAUCAGAGCGUGCAGGAACCCUCUCCUCCACUGGCCAUUCCACAAACUUUGUGACCGCUGUUAAUCUGCCAUCCCAGUGCGAGCCGAACUUCUGGGUGAUGAGGGGUGUGGCUCUUCUCUGUCAGCCUGAUGAGUACUUGUAGAGGAACACCGCGGGCAGAAAGUGUAAUAAAAUGAAGAAAGAAUUAGGGCCUUUAUUACCAUGCAUCGGAAGGAAUAGCAUUUAUGAACAUAUUCAGUGCUGUUUUGAUAUACGAUGUCAUACAGAUAUGACUUCCCACUAAAAUGAACAGUGGUAUAUUGACGGUGCCUUUUUUGUAAGAAUACAACAUGAAUAUGGGAUACUAAAUCUUCGGAACAGAGAGUGGCAUAGGUUACACAGGACUUCGACAUAUGGUUUCUUUGUUAUGGAGUAUCAUACUAUGUGCUAUGACUUACACACAUUACUGUGUUUUAUAUGUAGUAUUACUAAUUUACAUUGUAUAUUUAAAAUGAGUGGGCUAUUAUGUCAAAAGUAAUUACCAGUAUGCUUCAAGUUGCAUAAACUUGUGGUUAUUGUUGACAUUUUAAUAGUAUUGUUGUAAGAAGUAUUUAGCCUCUGUGAUACAUGUCUAUUUAUAUAGAAAAAAAUAUUUGUUGGAACAUAUUAUUAUGUUAUUGUUAAUUUGAUAUUUGAUUAAAUGUCAGAUUGUGUAUGUCUCUAUGCAAUGAAAUAAAAUGUUAUUUUUCUGUGUGUUUAUAUAUCUGACAAAAAUUUGUUCGUUUAGGCUAAAUUUACAUUAUGAUGUGUAUUGCUCUUGAAUGUUCACUAUUUAUGCUGUGGGUGUUACUUUUAGUUGUAGAAUUAUAAUAAAGAAGAUCAGUUACCUGAGUAUUUGUAUAUCUGAAAUUUGUAUGGUUAAAAAUAACAGUUCAAGAAUUAUAUUUAUGAAUUUAAAUUGUUUAAAGUACAUUUAUUCGACAGUCUUUUCACUUCUGUGUUUUGUUGUUAUUUAUUAAAGCUUGUUAAUUAUAAAUUUAUCUCACUUAUUUUAAAAUACAAUUGAAAAUGUGCAUAUAUACAUGUAUAUGUAGGAAGCUGGAAAUAAAGUUUUCAGAUAUAUGCAAUUAAAUGGAUGUACCUGUUCUAUAUUUACAACUUGUGAUACUGCUGAUAUCAUUUCGAUUCCGUCCUGUACUGUUUUAUGUCACUGUGAAUAUAUCAUUAAUGGACACAUUCCUUUUAACAUGAAUUAUAUUGUGCAUGUAUACAAGGCUUGUAUUCAUUAUAUAUUUAUAUUCUUAUGUUCUGCUGUGAUGUUAUACUGUUGAUGAACUUUAAUAUUUGCAUUGAUUAGCUAUUGCUAAACUGCUGUUGUAAUUCACAAGAUGUUUAAUUUGUUUAUUAAAAGUGUUGCUGUAA